UAUUUUUAUUUUAUGUUAAGUGAAGUAAAUAAUUUUGGGACUAUUUUAUACAUUAUUCGUCCGCCAUUGACGUUUCACAACAGUAUACAGAACUUAAUUGUAGUAAAGUGACGCGUUCAUACUAGUUAUUACGAAAUAAUAUCAAUUUUUAGAGCAAAUUAACUCUCAAAACAUUAAUAAAUUUCAAUUUGUUCAGUCAUCUAAUCAUGGCUUUUCGUGAUCGUGAUCGGAACGAUAGGCGAGGAAGUGGAGGCGGUGGUGGAGGACGAGGUGGAUCUGGAGGUGGCGGUCGUUUUGGAGGCAAUAGAGAUGGUGGAUCUCGUUAUGGAAAUAAUGGAGGCAAUCGUGACAGUGGUGGAUUUGGUGGUGGCAAUUCAUUUAAAAACCGUCAACCAGGUGAAAGAUUACGAAAACCAAGAUGGGAUUUAGAUAGUCUCCAGCCAUUCCGUAAAGAUUUAUAUCAACCAAAUUCAAGUGUAAUCGCCCGUUCAUCCCAUGCUGUUGACGCUUAUCGCUCCAACAGAGAAAUAACAGUAAAAGGUUUAAUAAUACCAGGGCCUAAUAUUUAUUUUGAAGAUGGUGGGUUUCCUGAUUACAUUUUAACUGAGUUACGUAGACAAGGUUUUGAUCAACCAACAGCUAUUCAAGCGCAAGGUUGGCCGAUUGCACUGUCUGGCCGUGACAUGGUUGGAAUAGCACAAACUGGUUCAGGAAAAACAUUGGCGUAUAUUUUACCAGCAAUCGUCCACAUAAAUCAUCAACCGCGUUUAAACAGAGGAGAUGGACCUAUCGCUCUUGUAUUAGCACCAACGAGAGAACUUGCACAACAAAUCCAACAAGUUGCUGCUGAUUUUGGUGUUUCAUCACAAGUAAGAAAUACAUGUAUAUUUGGUGGAGCACCAAAAGGACCACAAGCACGUGACCUUGAGCGGGGCGUUGAAAUUUGUAUUGCAACACCAGGACGUUUAAUAGAUUUCUUAGAACGUGGUACGACUAACUUACGACGAUGCACUUACUUAGUACUUGAUGAAGCUGAUAGAAUGUUAGACAUGGGAUUCGAACCUCAAAUAAGAAAAAUUGUUGAACAAAUACGACCUGAUAGACAAACACUGAUGUGGUCAGCGACCUGGCCGAAAGAAGUUAGAAAUUUAGCGGAAGAAUUUUUAUCUAAUUAUAUUCAAAUAAAUGUUGGUUCACUGACAUUGUCAGCUAAUCACAAUAUCCUUCAAAUAGUUGAUGUGUGUGAAGAGUACGAGAAAGAAAGUAAACUUAUGAAGUUAUUAGAAGAAAUUUCAAAUGAACCGGAAAAUAAAACUAUAAUAUUUGUUGAAACCAAGAGAAAAGUUGAUGAUAUUACUCGGGCUAUCAAUAGAUACGGAUGGCAAGCGAUUGGCAUUCAUGGUGAUAAAAGCCAACAAGAAAGAGAUUACGUUCUUAAUCAAUUUCGCAGUACUCGAUCGGCAAUUUUAGUAGCUACAGAUGUUGCAGCACGUGGGUUAGACGUUGAGGAUGUCAAGUUUGUGAUAAAUCUUGAUUAUCCAUCGAAUUCUGAAGACUAUGUCCAUCGUAUUGGACGAACUGGACGUUCAAGGCGAACCGGAACGGCGUAUGCUUUCUUCACUCCUAACAAUGCGCAUAAAGCCAACGAUUUGAUUCAAGUUUUAGAAGAAGCUAAACAAGUUGUUAAUCCAAAAUUAUAUGAACUUGCAAGAAAUCCAAAUGCUUUCAAAAGAGGAAGAUUUUCGGGAAGAAAUGGAGUUGGAGGUGGAUCACGUGGUGGUAAUGCGCGUGGUGGUGGUGGUUCUCGAGGUGGCCGAGAUUCCGGUGAUAGAAACAGAUUUGAUCGUAAUAUUGGAGGCGAUCGUGGUAAUAGUGGAGCUGGUGGAAAUAAAUGGGGUGGAAGUAAUUCAGGUGGUAUGGUCGCAAAUAGUUAUAACAGCAAACCUUUUCCGUCAAAUAACUACGGAGGAGGUAAUUCAAAUAGCAACAGCUAUAAUCAAAAUGGUAACUCGUACGGAAAUAGUAAUUCUUACAACCAACGAAAUGGCUAUUGAUAAGAUAAAACUUACUAAAUUGUCGAGAG
Molecule: messenger RNA, 2083 nt
Organism: Cotesia glomerata
Lineage: Eukaryota; Metazoa; Arthropoda; Insecta; Hymenoptera; Braconidae
Product: ATP-dependent RNA helicase dbp2-like
Exons: 6
Coding region: 207-2054 (615 amino acids)
Cellular component (GO): cytoplasm; nucleus; ribonucleoprotein complex
Molecular function (GO): RNA helicase activity; ATP binding; RNA binding
Source: RefSeq, a predicted model, not a curated record